AUGCUCAAAAUACCCUUAUGGAAACCUAGGAAGGUAUUCCAGCGUAAACGCAAAACAAAACAACAAGAACCUACUAGUGGCAAUAGUGGUUUAAGCAUUUCAAGUCGAUCAGAUAUCGAUGGAACUCCCAGUUCUAUCGAUCCUGCUUCUAGUCGAGCCUUUUCUUCGAGAGAUCUGCCCGAUCUGGAAAGCACCCAAAAGGGAGCGCCUUAUCACGAUAACGAACUUUCAGCGAACGGCAUAGCUCGGGCACUCCCUGAACGACAACCAUCAUUCAAUAAGCGGAUGCCAGCAGUGCGUCUCCCUGAUCUAGAGCACACCGUCACACCUCCAGAUCAGACUCGGAUCAAAGCCAGUCAAACCCUUUGUAACCUCGUCAUCAACUACUACCAAGAGCCGGUGGCCCGUAUCGAAGACUUGUUAGUGGACUAUGAGGAAGAGACGGCCUUCGAAGAACUGGCUGGGUUAGCCACCAAGGAGCUAACAGCGCACACUGCGGGAUCGGCCGAAGCCUUCUAUUUGAAAGUGGGUCGGUUUCAAUUGAAACGAGUUGACACAGAAACUAUAGCAUAUCGAGGCAUCCUGGAGAGCAGCCGUGAAUGGCAUGAGUACGUUCCAUGGAGAAUACAUCAAUUUCUCGGGAACAAUCGCAAUGUACGCUUCUACUUAGAGAUUGAGUGGGAGUAUUCGAGCCUCCAAAUCAAACCAGUCCCUGACCAGGAAUACAAGGAAACUAUCUGCAUCGCCAUAGAAAACAAGAUAAAAAGGAACUGGGAGGGCAAAGUGUAUGUCCCACGAAGAGACCUUGAUCACAUUAUGACGCCUGAUACAAUAUCAAAGUUGAUUCGCGACGACAAAAGCCUUCACGACGGCAAGUUUUUGAUAAUCAAUGGCGGAAAGAAAUUGGAAGAAAGAGAUAAUUUUCUUGAAUUCAUCGACAGGAUCUGGCUCUGGGGGGCGCGCUUGAUGGCGUUCUGUGUGUAUGCAGAAUUGCCUCUUAGCUGUUUCUAUCAGAUGUGGGAGAAAAAACUCAGGAAUACGAACCUUCCUCUCAGCGAUAGCGACUGCCCAGAUCCAUCCUAUCGUCGGAAGUUCAGCAUGGUCGUCGGAAUCUCAGGCGGUUUUGCGGCCCACACGUUUGUCAUGAACGAAAAGAGUCACCCAGAGCAUCUCCAUCUUCCCCGCGACGUUGUAGUGCCUAUUCUCUUCGACAAGAGCAAUGACGAAAGCCUUCUUGGUAAAGGAGGUUUCGGGAUCGUGUAUGAGGUCCGUAUUGACGCAGACCAUCAUUCGUUUUCAACUAUGCGAGACGAAACUUUUGCAUUCAAAAAAUUUUAUGAUCUGAGUGCGCGUACUCAGGCGGAAGUUGCAAACGAGUCGAGCACGCUUACCCGGCUUGCAGAGGUACCGCAUCCUAACAUUACAACCCACCUAGCCUCGUGGAACCAAGAUGGGUGCUGCUAUAUGUUAUUCCGGCGUGCGAACUGCAAUCUCCACACCUAUAUGGAAAACCCAUCUCCACAGCUGACAAAGCCAACUAUGCUCGCCCUGCUUUCUCAGAUGAGAGGGUUGGCUGAUGGGUUAAGACACAUUCAUAAUUUAGGACCAUCGAACCUGGAACCGGAUCGUGUUGAUGAGGACGUCAAGGGCAAGGGCAAACGCAAGGCGGGCCGGCGUCGCCAAGCGUGUUUUCAUCACGACCUGAAGCCUCGCAAUAUCCUGGUAACUGUCAACCCUGACACUGGAGACUUGUUAUUCUCAAUCAGUGACUUCGGGACGGCAAGAAUUGGACAGAUCCUCUCGGGCUCCGCUCAACAUAGUUUUUUCCCAACCCGUCCAUCCGCGGGCGAUGCUGUCUACGGCGCACCAGAUGCUAUUUUGGAAGGGAGUACGUCUCGCCCCUACGAUAUGUGGUCGAUGGGCUGUAUGUUUUUGGAGCUCUUAACGUGGAUUGUGGGGCUUGAAGAAGAAGACAACGUGAAAAAUUUUGCGGACAGGCGGAUGACAGAUGCUACUGAUCCUCACGGCAACCAAGACCAGUCAUUCUGGUGUCAGGAUAAAGGUCAUAAUGUACAUCUCAAAGCUUCUGUUAUCAGGCAGCUGCGGAUUCUCAAAGAUCGUUGCGAAGGCCGGGGAGUCUUGCCACAUUUGGUGCGUGUCGUGGGCAGGUUGCUCAAUAUUCGAGCUCAAGACCGCCUCAACGCCUCUGAGCUUUUUAAUGCUCUUGAUGCUACCAUGACCCAAGCUGAGUGGGACUUGAAAAAUGAAAUGUUCUACAUCGAUUCUGGUUCAGAUACAUCUCAGAUCGCCGCUCCACCCAGCUCUAUCGGUGAUUCGGAUGGUCAUUCACGCCGGCCUAGUAUCGACAGUCGCGCAUACCCAGCACAAUACGGAAGCCACUUAACCCCCGACUCUAGGACCAACAGGCGAUUCACGACUAGUGAGGUCCCCGAAACCCACGGACAAAGAAGACAAAGUAUCCAUGGUAGGCACCAUAGCUCUCCAGAAGCCGUUGCCCAACCACUACUAGGUCUAGCCACGAGAGACAUCCACAAUUGGAUGGAGCAGUCCAGCCCAACAAACGAAAUCGAAACUCCCACCACGCCCAGGAUAGCAAUUUCUCAGGCCAAUGAUGAGCUCGACUACGAAGAUCUACCUCGCAAUAGAUCUCGGACAUCCGUUCACGACUCCCCAUUUGCUGAUGACUCGAGCUGA
Exophiala bonariae is the source of this 2715-nucleotide messenger RNA. RefSeq lists its product as uncharacterized. Gene Ontology annotation, biological process: peptidyl-threonine phosphorylation; peptidyl-serine phosphorylation. NCBI's taxonomy places the organism in Eukaryota, Fungi, Ascomycota, Eurotiomycetes, Chaetothyriales, Herpotrichiellaceae. The transcript has a single exon. Bases 1 to 2715 code for a protein of 904 amino acids. The record is from RefSeq and is a predicted model, not a curated record. Gene Ontology annotation, molecular function: ATP binding; protein serine/threonine kinase activity.